GUACUAUUUGCCAUUGAAAUGAAUGACUGCUGGAAACAACAGGGGAAAGCAGGGCUCACUGAGCACCAUCCCAGCAUCCAGACACUGCAGCUGCCCUUCCCUCCAUGCCAAAAACCACACUUCUCAAACCUUCACUCAACGCUUCCUUCCCCAAAGAUAGAAAAUGCAUAAGGAGGAGCACAAGGUGACUGUGCUGGGGGCACCCCAUAGCACCAUCCUCCCAAGGUCCACCGUGAUCAACAUCCACAGCAAGACCUCCAUGCCCGACCAUGUCGUCUGGUCCCUGUUCAACACAAUCUUCUUGAACUGGUGCUGCCUGGGCUUCAUAGCAUUCACCUACUCCCUGAAGUCUAGGGACAAGAAGAUGGUUGGCAACGUGACUGGGGCCCAGGCCUAUGCCUCCACCGUCAAGUGCCUGUACAUCUCGGCCCUAAUUGUGGGCAUCCUCAUGACCGUCGGAUUCAUCCUAUUACUGGUGUUUGGUUCUGUGAUGAUCUACCAUAUUAUGUUACAGAUCAUACAGGAAAAACAGGGUUACUAGUAGCUGCCCAUAGCCUGCGACCGUUGUACUCCACUUUGCAAUGCUGGCCCUCACGCUGGGGCUGUUGGUCCUGCCCCCUUGGUCCUGCCCCUAGAUACAGCAUUUUAUCCCCACACACCUGUCCAUAAUGAUAUUCAAUAAAGUGCAUGUGCUUGUG
Messenger RNA from Chlorocebus sabaeus (green monkey), 698 nucleotides. Lineage: Eukaryota; Metazoa; Chordata; Mammalia; Primates; Cercopithecidae. The record is from RefSeq and is a predicted model, not a curated record.